UGGGCAGAAGGUCAGUCACAAGAGUUGCAGUCGGAGAGAGACAGGGGCAUUAACUAGAGCCGUGCCAGCUGGGGGGCUACGCAAUUAUCUGGAUCUAUAGCCGGACACGUGUAUCUCUGGGUCACUGGGCUUACAUAUCCGCUUCACCAUGAAUGUGGCACCCUGCGCCCGCUGUGGAUUUGGGGUGUACCCUGCUGAGAAGAUCAACUGUAUAGACCAGACAUGGCACAAGGCCUGUUUCCACUGCGAGAUCUGCAAAAUGAUACUCACCGUAAAUAACUUUGUCAGUUUCCAGAAAAAGCCCUACUGCCAAGCGCACAAUCCAAAGCAGAACACUUACACCAGCGUGUAUGAAACCCCAGUGAAUAUCCACGUGAAGAAGCAGUCGGAGGCAGUCAGUGAGAUCAAAUACCGAGAGGAGGGGGAGAAAUUCAAGUCAGUGUUUCACUGUGAUAUGAAGUCCAAAGAACACCAGCAGCACAGUAAAGUGGAGAAGCUGAUCAGUCAGAAAGGGUUUGAAGAAACAGAAACGUGGUUCUCGGAUAUCAAUUCGGAGACAGUGCGGGUCGAGCAGUCCCAGAAGACAAUCAGUAAUAACACAGAGCAAUCCGAGCAGCAGACGAAGAAAGGCAGUUUCCCUGCCACAAUCACACCUGCAUAUCAGACAGCCAUAAAGGCGGGCAGUUUGGCAAGCAAUGUGGAAUACAAACGGGGCCAUGAAGAGCGCGUCUCCCAGUACACCACUGUGGUGGACACAAAAGAUAUCUUACAUGCCAAGGCAGGAGGGCAACUUGUGAGCGAUGUGAAGUACACAGAGGAGCAUGAAGGGCAGAGAGGGAAGGGGAGCUUUCCAGCCUUGAUCACCCCCGGAUACCAGAACGCUAAGAGGGCAAAUGAACUGGCAAGCAACAUUAAAUACCAUCAACGCUACGAGAAAGAGAUGAAGGGGAAAGCCAGCCAGACAGCGGUGACAGAUGCGACUUGUGCCAAACAAAAUGCAGAUCAGUUGGGCCAGGAUUACACAGAGGAAUAUGAAGAAUACAAGGGGAAAGGGAGUUUUCCUGCAAUGAUAACGCCAGCCUUUCUCAAUGCUAAAAAAGCCAACGACAUUAUCAGUGAUAUCAAAUACAAAAAGGAUCUAUCCAAGAUGAAAGGCGCCGCUCAUUAUCACUCUUUGGCCUCUGAAGACAACCUGACCCUGAAACGAGCCCAAAAUGUCAACAAGCUGGUCAGCGAGGUGGAGUACAAGAAAGACCUGGAACACAGUAAAGGCCACAGCAUUAACUACUGCGAAACGCCCCAGUUCCGAAACGUCAGUAAAGUGUCCCAAUACACGAGUGAUCUGAAAUACAAAGAGAAAUAUCAAAACCAGAUGAAGGGUCAUUAUGAAGGUGUCGGCAUGGACAGGCGAACUUUGCACGCCAUAAAGGCUGGAAGCCUUGCCAGCAAUAUCGCCUACAAAUCAGACCACAAGGAUGACAAUGUGAAUGUUGAUUAUUAUUAUCCGGCAACACUGACACCUUCUUACGAGACCACAAAGAAACUUACUCCUUUGAAAGAUGUCAACUAUCGGCAGAGUAUCGACAAGCUAAAGUACAGCUCCCUGGCCCUGACCCCACAAAUGAUUCAAGCCAAAGUCAAUGCCCAGCAGCUGAGUAAUCUGAACUAUCGAUCAAAGUAUGAGAAGUCUAAGACCCAUUACACCCUCCCUCAGGAUGUGCCGGAACUGGUUAAAGCAAAAUCCAACGCGGAGCUGUAUAGUGAGAAUAAGUACAAAGAAGGUUGGACAAAAUCCAAAGGUCAAGGGUUUGAGAUGAGCCUGGAUUCCUUGUCUAUUCUUGCUGCCAAGACUUCCCGUGACAUUGCCAGUGAUAUUAAAUACAAAGAAGAGUAUGAAAAGAGCAAAGGCAAAGCAGCAGCAAACUCCGAUUCCCACCUACUGCACUCUCUCAAGGUUGCCAAGAGGGACAGUGAGAUUGCAUACAAGAAAGGGUUUCAAGAGAGCAAAACUCAGUUCCACCUGCCGAUGGAUAUGGUCAACCUGUCUCAUGCCAAGAAAGCCCAAGCACUGGCAAGUGACCUGGAUUACAGGAAGAAGCUCCAUGAAUACACCGUCCUUCCUGAGGACAUGAAGGUCCAAUGGGCCAAGAAAGCCUAUGAUCUCCAAAGUGAGAGACAGUACAAAUCAGACCUGAACUGGAUGAAAGGGGUCGGGUGGAUGACAGAAGGAAGCCUCAAUGUGGAACAGGCCAAGAAAGCUGGGGAAUUGGCUAGUGAGAGAAAAUACCGUCAGAAAGCCGACUCGCUCAGAUUCACCAGCGUCACAGACAGCGCCGACAUCACACACGCCAAGAAAAGCCAAGAACUGCAAAGUGAUAUUCGUUACAGGUCGGGAGUGGAGGAUCUUCUCCAUCAUUACACAAUGAGCAAAGAUGAACCCGUCUUCCUCCAAGCCAGAAGCAACGCUGCCAACCUUAGCGCGCGACUGUACAAGAGCAGCUGGAACAAACAGAAGGAAAAGGGUUUUGAGCUGCGACUCGAUGCUUUGUCCAUUCUCACAGCCAAAGCCAAGAGGGAUCUCGCAAGUGAUAUAAAGUACAAGGAAAGUUAUGAGAAGACCAAGGGGAAACUGAUUGGGGCUCAGGGAGUGGAGGGGGAUUCCCAGUUGUCCCAUUCUCUCCAAAUGACCAAGAUGCAAAGUGAUCUUCAGUACAGAAAAGGAUUUGCGGAGUCAAAGACAAAAUUCCACGUAUCUAUGGACAUGUUGGACAUGGCACAUGCCACGAUGGCCCAGAGUCUGGCUACUGACCGUGGCUACAGGACAUUGCUGCAUCACUACAGCACCCUCCCUACUGACAUGAGAGUGGAAUGGGCAAAGCAGGCUUACAAUCUGCAGAGCGAUAACCAAUAUAAAUCCGACCUCAAGUGGAUGAGAGGAGUCGGUUGGAUCACGGCAGGUUCGCUGGACGUCCUACAGGCCAAGAAAGCGGCCAAACUUGCUAGUGAGAAAUGUUACCGGCAGUCGCCGUCGGCGCUCAAGUUCACCAGCAUUCAGGACACGCCGGAGCUGAUCCAAGCGAGAAUCAGUUAUAACCAGGCUGUGGAUAGCAAGUACAAAGAACACGGGGAGAGUCUGAAGCACCAUUACACUUCCACCGCUGAACUUCCAGAAAUUCUACAGGCAAAACUGAACGCCAUGAACCUCAGUGAGACCCAAUACAAGGAGUCAUGGAGCCGACUGAAAGAUGGGGGCUACAAACUCAAACUGGAUGCCAUUCCCUUCCAGGCGGCCAAGGCUUCUAAUGAGAUCAUAAGUGAUCACAAGUACAAGGAGGAGUUUGAGAAAGUGAAAGGGAAGAUGAUUGGUCUUCGCCGGCUGGAGGAUGAUAUAAAUAUGGCUCAUUCUGUUCAUGCCUCCUCGCUGCUCAGUGAUGUGCAGUACCGGAAGGGCUUUGAGAAGUCUAAGACCCAGUUCAAGCUGCCGAUGGACAUGAUACAUCUGGCUCACGCCCGGAAAGCCCAGUCAUUGGUCAGUGACCAGGAUUACAGGCACACGCUUCACCACUACACCGCCCUUUCUGAUGACGUCAGACUGCUGACGGCUAAAAAGGCCUAUGAACUCCAGAGUGAGAGACUCUACCGCUCUGACCUGAACUUCAUGAGAGGAGUGGGGUGCAUCACCCCCGGGGCCCUGGAGAUUGAAGAAAGAAAGCGAGCCACUCAGCUGACCAGUGAGCGUAAAUACCGGCAGCUGCCCCAGACAUUUAGGCACACGGCCGUGGCUGACUCUUUGGAUAUACUUCAUGCCAAGUUCAGUAAUAAGAUAACCAAUGAGCGACUGUACAAGGCUGUGGGCGAGGAUGCUCUGCACCACUUCACCGCCAUCUUGGAAUUGCCUGAGCACAUCAGAGCCAAGCUGAACGCAGCCAACCUCAGUGAUAUAAAAUACAGGGAAUCCUGGUUGAAUAUGAAGGCCCGGGGCCACACGCUGACCAUGGAAGCGAUUCCAUUCCAGUCGGCCAAGUCUUCCUCAGACAUCGCCAGUGACUAUAAAUACAAGCACGACUACGUCACAGAGAGAGGGAAGCACAUUGGAUCCAGGAGCAUUCUGGACGACCCACAGAUGCUGCACUGCCUCAAUGUGGCCAAGAUACAGAGCGACCAGUUGUACAGGAAGGAUUCCCAGCACCUGCGCUCCCAGUACCACCUGUCCAUGGACAUGAUGAAUCUGGCACAAGCCAAGAAGGCACAGGCGCUGGCCAGCGAGCAGGACUACAGGCUCAGGCUCCAUCAGUACACGGCCGACUCACAGGACAUGAGGCUGCAGAGUGCCAAGAGGGCAAAUGAACUGCAGAGCGAGAGACUCUACAAAUCGGAUUUACUGCACACGCGGGGAGUGGGAUGGGAGGCCGCAGGGUCCCCCCACAUUGAGGCAGUGAAGAAGGCCGGGGAGCUGAUAAGUGAGAGUAAGUACCGGCAGAAUCCGGGCUCCAUGGCUUUCACUUCUGUGCAGGACUCCUCUGACCUGGUUCAUGCUAAGAGCAGUUACCUGCAGUGCAAUGAGCGACUCUACAGAUCUGGGGACUCAGGAUCAUUGCACAGAUACACGCUGCCUCCUGAUCACCCCGACUUUAUCAGAGCUCGUAUCAACGCCUCUCAGAUCAGUGAUAAAGCCUAUAAAACCUCAUCGGAGCAGUCACGGGCCGUCGGAUAUGACCUGAGACUUGAUGCCAUUCCUUUCCAAACUGCCAAGGUUUCCAGGGAGAUCGCCAGUGAUUUCAAGUACAAAGAAGCGUUUAUCAGAGAGAAAGGCCGCCAGAUUGGAUUCCGCAGCAUCAGCGACGACCCCCAAUCCCAACACGUCAUGAGGGUCAGCAAACUGCAGAGUGACAAGGAGUACAAGAAGCUGUCGGAGGAGAGUCGGUCCCGAGUCAGAACCAACCUGGACCAACCAGGUUUCAUCCAAGCCAAAAAAAGCCAGGAGCAAGCCAGCGACAUCAACUACAGGCAACACUUGCACCGCUACACGUGUGACCCCCAGCAACUGGCCAUGAAGCACGCCAAGCAAGCGCACAGCCUGCAGAGCGAUAUUAAGUACAAAUCAGAUUUGAACUGGAUGAAAGGAGUUGGUUGGACUCCCCCAGGCUACUACAAAGUAGAAUUGGCUCGCCGGGCGGCAGAACAAGCAUAUGCAGAGGGCACCGAGUCAGACAGGGCGUCAGUGUCUCCUUAUUCAGCGGAUGCCGGGUACCAGUCCCCACACAGUGAAGUCAACCCAGAUGCCUCUGAGAUCCUUCAAGUAAAGAGGAAGAAAAUGCUGCCCAGAAAGAAGUAAAUAUUUUGGCUACAGAUUCGACCAGUAGUAAAUUCCUUGUUGCUGCCGUGCAGAGAGAGAAAGGAAACUGUGCAGCUUCUCUGCCUGAGACUGUUCUGGACACUCGUUUUACUGAUCACGAUCAUUGGCUUCACGGAAUCGUGUGCUUAUUAUUACCAGUGACCCUAAUGUAACUCAGGGUAUUUAUCAGAAAUAAUCCCAUUGCAUUGGUAGUUGCUUAAAUGGGUUUGGAGCUACUAAUAUAUUAGUGUUACUAGCAGGGGAUUUGGGGAAUCGUUUUUACAAUUCUCUCUAUAAUCACAUGAUGAUUUUAAUCCCAUAUAUGAACUGCCCCACAGAGUCAUUAACUUUAAUUAUAUUACAUUUAAUUGCCCCCCCCCGUGUUGUUUGAUAGCGUUUCCUUGCCAUUCAGAACCUGCUGCUUCUCUGAUCUCUAGACUCUAUGGGGGUCAUUUAUCAACACUGGGCAAAUCACUGAUUGGUUGCUAUGGGUAACUGCCCAUGGUCAAAUUUGCCCAGUGUUGAUAAAUGAGCCCCGUUGUGUUUACAUUGGAACGAGAUCGCUGCCCAGUGAGUCUGACACGGCCCUUAUGUUUGUAUGUAACAUAUAUUAUAGUUGUAGGGACUGGCAGGAUCAGUUUUUAUACAUGAGCUUUGUUCUCCUUUGUAGAAUAUGGAAUUGUUUGUAUGGAAUAAAUAUCGCUGAAUCUGA
Molecule: messenger RNA, 6047 nt
Organism: Xenopus laevis (African clawed frog)
Lineage: Eukaryota; Metazoa; Chordata; Amphibia; Anura; Pipidae
Gene: nrap.L
Product: nebulin related anchoring protein L homeolog
Exons: 42
Coding region: 149-5335 (1728 amino acids)
Biological process (GO): cardiac muscle thin filament assembly
Cellular component (GO): cytoplasm; Z disc
Molecular function (GO): actin filament binding; actin binding
Source: RefSeq, a predicted model, not a curated record